GUGGAUAUAUAGGCUUGUGCAUCGGCACUGCAUGCAACACAACCAAGAGUUGGUCUUCAAGUUGAGAGAAGUCAACUUAGGCGUUUCAUAUAAAGCUAUAUAUAUUUUUUGGCCCGUUGAUUAACACGAAAGGGAACCAUGGUUAUGUUGAAGAUUUCUGCUUUCCUUGUUGCUUAUGCCCUGGUCAUUUGCCAGAUGUACAGCUCACAAGCAGCCCCCUCCAGACCGGGCAUGGAGUCCAUGACAGACCGAGUCACCCUUACGGACUACGAGGCAAGGAGGUUACUCAACGCCAUAGUCAAGGAGUUUGUGCAGAUGACAGCGGAAGAGCUGGAGCAGCAAGAGAAUGAAGGCAACGAAGGCAAUAGCAGCGUUACAGCACAGAAGCGAGCCUGCAACACGGCCACCUGCGUGACUCAUCGCCUGGCAGACUUCCUGAGCCGGUCGGGGGGCAUGGGCAACAGUAACUUUGUCCCCACCAAUGUGGGCUCCAAGGCUUUCGGCCGGCGGAGGAGAAACACCCAGAUGUGAACAUUCCGACAACCUUCAGGGAUACGAGGUUGAUCCUUCUUAACGCGAUGACAUCAGAACAUAUCUGGGGGGAAACAACAAAACAAACAAAGAGAAAGAACACACUGGCCCCUUCAUCCACUCCCCCACAUCCACAGAAAUAAACCCCUUCCGAUAUUAGGACUCCUCCUCUCAAUACCAUAAUGUUAUGAAACUUUCAUUUAGCUUUUGGCAAACCAGAGAAAAAAAAGGGGGAGAAUGACAGCAACCUCCAUUAUGUACAUUGACAGCUGAAUCCCCAAAUCCCAAAGAAAAUUUCCAGAUUCCUUUUUUAAUUUUUAUUACAUGAAAUUAAUUUAAAAUGAAUUGGAAAAAAGCACCAGUGCUUAUUUAUUAUGAUUUAUUCUGUCUAUAGAGCACAUUUGUACCAUUCUCCCCGUCACUCAUCCCUCCCUGUCCCCACCGGCACCUGUUUGCUGUGCCGUGCCCUGCAGGGAUCGACAUUAAAGAUCAUCCUUCCCUAGGCUCCCUCACAACGGCUGUGUCUUGUGCCUUGAUGUAAAACACUUUACAUCACAUGACUGUAUAGUAUGUAUCAAGAUUAUAAGAAGACCAUGAAGAGAAUGACACCGGGAAAAAAAAUAUUAAAGAGAUUAAUAUUGUAACAAUUGUGAAUUUCAGCAAGAUUAAAAUGUAUUUUAGAUACA
Messenger RNA from Oncorhynchus keta (chum salmon), 1217 nucleotides. Its product is annotated as calcitonin gene-related peptide-like. The transcript has 5 exons. NCBI's taxonomy places the organism in Eukaryota, Metazoa, Chordata, Actinopteri, Salmoniformes, Salmonidae. Gene Ontology annotation, cellular component: extracellular region. The record is from RefSeq and is a predicted model, not a curated record. Gene Ontology annotation, molecular function: calcitonin receptor binding; hormone activity. The coding region runs from base 139 to 531 and encodes 130 amino acids.